CUACUUCCGGGGGAUGGCGGCGGAGGGGAGGGCGGCGGGACCGAGCGCCCCUCAGUGAGAAGCGGCGGGGAGCGGUGGGGGAAGAUGAGCCCGGGCCGCGGCUGUGGGAGCCCCAACACCCAGCGCUGAGCCCGCCCCGGCCGCCGCCAGAGCCAGAACCGGAGAUGGCAGCGGAGUCGACGAUCCCCAUCUGGCAGAACAAACCCCACGGCUCAGCGCGCAGCGUUGUCAGGAGGAUCGGCUCAAACCUCCCCUUAAAACCCUGCCCCAGAGCAACCUUUGAGGUCCUACCAAAUGUUUCGGAGCUGUAUUUAAAUGACGUCCCUCCAGUGCCCACCCUGGCAGACAUCGUGUGGAUAGCAGCAGAUGAUGAAGAAACAUAUGCCAGAGUCAGAAGUGACACUCGCCCGCUGAAGCACAAGUGGAAGCCGAGUCCCUUCACUGUCAUACAGCGAAACGCUUCGGUGCCCAACCUGAGGAAGCAGGAGGAGAAGCUGCUGGCCUUGAAGAAACCUGGUUUACCAGCCCUGAGCCGAACAACGGAGCUGCAGGACGAGCUGAGUCACCUCCGGAGUCAGAUCGCGAAAAUAGUGGCUGCAGAGUCAGCUUCUGCUUCGUUAACACCAGAUCUAUUAUCUCCAGGAAGUUCAAAUGCAUCUUCUCCUUUACCUUGUUUCGGACCCUCUUUCCAAUCUACAACUUCCUUUGUCAUCAGCGAUAUCACGGAGGAGGAGGCAGAACUGGAAAGCCCCGACCUGCCCUCGGUCUCCCUGCUCUGUUCUGCCGCCUCCGAGUGCUGCAAACCAGAACCAAAGGAUCCUGAGGAGGAAGACUCCGUGUCCCUCUCGAAGGCCAGCAGUUUUGCCGACAUGAUGGGCAUUCUCAAAGACAUUCAUAGGAUGAAGCAGAGCAAAGACUUAAACCGAACUUCGAUGAAGGAGGAGGACCCGGCCGUCCUUAUAGCAGAAGUUCUGAGAAGAAAGUUUGCCCUCAAGGAUGAGGAUCUGGCCAUGAAGGAGAAAUGAUGUUACUGUCAUUAAACUCUGUAAGCAAAAGUGUUACGCACCCAAAAUUUCCUCCACAGUAGCUGCCUUCCUAAGGAUUGAGCCUUUUGCCUCUUUUAAUUAGAAAUGGUUUCUGCACUGGACACUUCCUUAGCAAAGACCCUACGGAUUUGAUGUGUUUUCCAUGUAUUGUUAUAUUUAAAAGAGGAAAAAAAAAAAAAAAACUUUUUAAGAAGAUGGAAAUUGUUUUCCACCUGUAUUUUGAUGUUGAUUAUUGAUAAGGAUCUUCUGACGAGUGCAAUGAGUGUUGCUGGAGGACGUUCUUUCUACCUACGAUUUUCCUUAAGUUCAAAUUAAGCAUUAACUUCUAACGGCCUCGUUAGGAUAUAACCAGUUACCACUUCCAGUAUCGAGGGAUGUCGAACAUCCGCUUCUCUGUUCUGAGCACGGUACAGAGCUACUGAGAAUAAGCUAAUUAAUUAACGCUUCCUCAUCUGCAGUGGUUGGGAGGUUGUUGGAUCACGGUGGUAAAAGGCGUCUUCCCCCCUGACUCCCUCAGACCCGACGUGGUCGAUGAUCAAAUCUGGAGGAUUCUGGCUGCUUUUAGCGCGUCCCGGGUACUUCUUCACUCACAAAUGAUCCCCACAGUUGCAUGACAGAAUGGCCCCGAUUUCUUGCCAGUAAUUUAAUGUUUCAUUAAUAGUCCUCGUAUUCAGAUAAUGUAUUUUAUUUAGCCUUCAAAAGGUCUAUUUAUUGAACCACCCAUGCUAGGAACCCAGCACCCACCCCAGCGAAGGGAAGAAGGACCUUGGCACCGGCCGCAGUUCUCACUGACUGAAGAGGUUUCCUUCAGCUACACGUCCUCUGCAAUGUUCCUCAUGGCUGUAUUUAAAGUAUGUUUGGUUUUUUUUUUUUCCUUUAUAUAAAAUGGAGCCUUAAUAAGA
Molecule: messenger RNA, 1948 nt
Organism: Calidris pugnax (ruff)
Lineage: Eukaryota; Metazoa; Chordata; Aves; Charadriiformes; Scolopacidae
Gene: MTFR1L
Product: mitochondrial fission regulator 1-like
Exons: 7
Coding region: 165-1025 (286 amino acids)
Biological process (GO): mitochondrial fission; aerobic respiration
Cellular component (GO): mitochondrion
Source: RefSeq, a predicted model, not a curated record